AUGUUCAGAAAACCAUCGAAGCUUCUACAAAAGGAAAAGAGGAAACAAAAGAAGUGCAAAGGCGUAUUGCUGAUUUUUUUCUAUGAAAAUGGCAUUCCAUUCAAUGCUUCCAAAUCAAGAAGUUACGAAAUUAUGGUUGAGGCUAUCGGACAAUAUGGUUCCGGUUUGAAACCUACUAGUUAUCAUCAGUUGCGAGAACCAUUUCUUGAAGAUGCCGUGAAUGUAACACAUAAGUUGAAAGAAAGGCACAUGGAAGCUUGGAAACAAUAUGGGUGUUCCCUUAUGUCAGAUGGGUGGAUAGACAAAAGAGGGCGACACUUGAUAAAUUUUCUUAUCAAUAGUCCAGAGGGGACUUUUUUCUUAGAGUCUAUUGAUGUAUCAGCUGAGUCACAUGAUGCAAGAAUGUUGGCUGACCUGCUUGAAAAAAAGGUUGAAGAAAUUGGCAAGGAGUAUGUUGUGCAAAUUGUGACGGAUAAUGGAGCAAAUUAUAAAGCAGCGGGAAGAUUAUUAGAACAGCGCAUUCUUGGUUUUUUUUGGACACCAUGUGCAGCUCAUUGUAUCGAUCUUAUGCUAGAAGACAUUGGGAAAAUGAAUGAAUUUAAACCCUACAUUCAAAAGGCUAGGGACGUCACCACUUUUAUUUAUAGACAUGGGAGAAUUCUCAGUGCAAUGAGGGAAAAGACCGGUGGCAGAGAUCUGGUGAGGCCGGUGACUACCCAAUUUGCUACCACAUUUCUCACUUUGCAGAGUUUCAACAAAUAUAGGAAUGAACUGAGGCGGUUAUUUGUGAGUGAUGAUUGGAGCGAUAACAAGUUGUCAAAAACGUCAAAAGGAAAAAAGGUGAUGAAAACCAUUCUUUCAUCGAAAUUUUGGGAUCAGGUAGAAGAUUGUUUACGAGCAACCCUUCCUCUUUUGAUUGUUUUGAGGAUAGUCGAUGGUGAUGAAAAGCCAGCCAUGCCUGAGCUUUCUUCGGCUAUGAAUCAUGCGAAGGAGAAAAUAACUGAAUCUUUUACGAGCAAUAACAAAACAAGAUUGCUGGCCAAGUUGACGGAAAUAAUUGAGGAUCGAUGGAGCAAUCAAAUGGAGGUGAAGUUAUAUGGGGCUGCACUAUUCCUAAAUCCUUCAAAAUAUUUUGAAUUGAAGAGGAGUGAUCCCGUAUUUGCUCGUAAGCAACGUCAGUUGUUUAAUGAUGUCGUAGAAAAGAUGGUUAAAGAUGAAGAAUUUAUGGAUAAGAUUAGUGAUCAAGCAGAUGAUUAUGAUAAAAUGCGAGGAAGCUUUGGCCGUCAAUUGAAUUGGGUUGAUGAUUCUCGAGAUUUAGUUCAUGAAGAUGGAGAUCUUGAGUGGCAUCAUGUUGAUGAAGCCGUAGGUGCUUCAAGUAAUCUCAAUAAUUCCAAUCUUCGUAGUAAAGGUGUUGGUGAAUCCUCAGGUCCCCCCAUCGUGUAUGACCGUCGCCAUGGCCCUUCUAACAGACGUUUGACAAAUGAGGAUGAAGAAAACGAUGAAGAUGAUAUGAAUACUGAAGAUUAA
Messenger RNA from Andrographis paniculata, 1527 nucleotides. RefSeq lists its product as uncharacterized. The transcript has 2 exons. Lineage: Eukaryota; Viridiplantae; Streptophyta; Magnoliopsida; Lamiales; Acanthaceae. Bases 1 to 1527 code for a protein of 508 amino acids. The record is from RefSeq and is a predicted model, not a curated record.